Stegostoma tigrinum is the source of this 1874-nucleotide messenger RNA. RefSeq lists its product as uncharacterized. Bases 114 to 1865 code for a protein of 583 amino acids. The record is from RefSeq and is a predicted model, not a curated record. Lineage: Eukaryota; Metazoa; Chordata; Chondrichthyes; Orectolobiformes; Stegostomatidae. The transcript is spliced from 9 exons.
GGGAACGUGCCAUGGGUGACAACUUGCUUGGCUCAUUUUCCUGGGGUUGAGGGAUAUCUGCUGCUUCUUCCGCAAAAUGACAUUUUAACGCCUUUUCAGUUCCUCUUGGACAAAUGUUGUCAAAUUUCAAAAAAAAAUUAUUUCUUUACAUCUUUAUUUUUGAGACUAUCCGGAACCCGGCGUUAAUGAAGAAACCUGAUGCAGACACUAGCAUUGAUUUGUUUGAAAAUGGAGGUGCAGCCAUGUUCAAAGUCGUGUCUUUUGACACACCAUCUGGAGUUGUGCUUGCAGUUACGUUUGCGAGCAAAGUCAAGAGUAACUACAAAAUUGACUGGAAGGCUGUGCAGCAUGAACAUAAGGAAAAGGUGCACAUAGAAGAUAUUGAACAAUGCAAGGAUAAACUAUGGUGCAAUGUGCCUGGAGCUCCUUAUAAUUAUAUUGAAGUCAUUCUACAAAAACUUGAUGGCUCAAGAAAAUUUAUUAAGACUGUUAAUAUUGAACCUCUUGAGUAUCGAGGAUUUGAUCCUGCAGCUUUCAAUGACCAAAAUGGCUGUGAUACUCAUCCAUGCAUGAACAAUGGAAAAUGUAUUGUAGAACCAGAGAGUACACGAAGAUACAUAUGCAUUUGCUUGUCAGGAUAUUCUGGAGAGAACUGUCAAUAUUCCACUGACACAAAUGCUCCUACAUCUUCAUUUCUAACUUCUGGAUGCCUUGUAGUACUGUUUCUCCUAAUUGUUAUAGGUUUCCUUAUCUACUUGCAUUUUUUCAGGGGAAGGAAGCAUAAUACCACAGAAAAACCAACAAGGAGUCGAAAGCCGCGUUCAAAGUCAUCAGCCAAAGGUCCUAAGCCCAAAUCUUCACAGCCUUCAGAUUCCAGUUAUGAUGAUACUGAAUUUCCUACAGAAAAUGAAAGAAGCAGCUCUGCAUGUGGACCAAGAAAGGAUGAUCAGGAAGACACUGCUGCUGAGAAGACAACAAUAGAAAAAAACGUUAGAUUUCAAGUUGAACCAAUGCAAUAUGACAUUGAGAAUCUGGAUUCCCAACAGGGCAGAGACCCAUCUGCCGGAGGAAUUGGGCCAUUAGAAAAGUACCCUUUGACUGAUGAAACUAAACCCUCCGAGGCCAACAGAUGUGGUUGUACAAGUCAAGAACCAAGUAAAGACACGAUUCCAUCUGUAUCUGAAAGCUGUAACUUGGAGAACAAUCAAGCUGAUGUUCGCUGUGUUUGUCAAUGUAAACCUUUUGAUGACAGUAUGCCAUCAACUGAAAGCAAUAGCAUUCUAAAUAAAAAUUUACCACCAUAUUCCCAGUCUGAUGCAACAAAACUUCCAAGUUUAAAAGGAGAUGAUUUUGAAAAUGCCACUGAAUGCAAUUUAUCUGCCAAAGGAUGGGAGACACCGCGCCCUAUGGCAAAUGAAGACUUACUAGACAAAAAGCACUAUUAUUUAGUGAGCAUUGACAAACUUAAAUCCACAGCCCAUGGAGAAAAUGUCAAUACAGGUGACAUACAAACUCGGAGUGACUUCAUAAAUGAAUGCUGCUCUGAAACAUCUUCCCAAGACAUACCACAGUGUGAAAUGUUCAAAUAUGAAUAUGAUACAAGUAGUCAGUCGUCAGACAGCUCUUGUUCAUGUGCUGAAGAAUCAACAUAUUGUGCUUUAAAUAAUAUUUCUUUACAAGACAACUGCAAUACUUUUGUUUUCAUUCCAAAGAGGCCAACUGAUUUUGAUCCUGUUCACACUGUAGAGGAUGACUCCAGUGAAAAUUCUUUUGUGAAAGAGCAAAAACUUGUCUUCCCAAGACAUAGUAAAAGUGGUGCAGUCAUUUAUCGACUUUCUGAGCCUGAAAAUGAAUCCAAGGACUAAGUAUAGAAG